This is a messenger RNA of Camelina sativa (false flax), 951 nucleotides long. Lineage: Eukaryota; Viridiplantae; Streptophyta; Magnoliopsida; Brassicales; Brassicaceae. The record is from RefSeq and is a predicted model, not a curated record.
AUGGAUCCUAGAAACCCUUAUCGUUUUUCACAGCAAAAAUUUGUUGAUCUUUUGAAUUCUCAAAAAAACUCCAACGGUUAUGAUAAUCCUAUUCCUCCAAAUUCCGCACAAUCCUCUCAGCCUGUCCUGUUUUGCUUUACAUUUUCUUCUCAGCCUGUACACUUUAGCCCUGAAUUCUCUUCUCAGCCUCUUAACUUUAGCCCGACAUCUGAAUCUGAAGACUGUAUCGAGGUUAUAGUAGAUGAGAAUGAAGAAGACGCAGGCAGAAGAAGUAGGAAGCGGUGGAGUGCAGAGGAAGAUGUCAAUCUCAUAAGCGCUUGGUUAAACAUAAGCAAAGAUCCAGUUGUAAGUAAUGAGCAGCAGAUAGAUAGUUUCUGGAAGAGGGUAACAGACUAUUACAAAGCAAAUGAUGGAGCAUCCGGUUCAAACGCAAGAGGGCCUUCACAAUGUAAGGCUAGGUGGAACAAGAUAAACCACCAAGUCAACAAGUUUGUUGGGUGUUACGCAAAAGCGAGUGCAAGAAGGAAGAGUGGAGGAUCGGAAGAUAAUGUGAUGAGCAUGGCAUAUGAGAAAUGGAUCCCAGAAGAAUGUAGCCAUAAACAGACUAAGUUUGCUUCUGAAGGAGCAUACUCAGCUACUUCGAGCAAUGAUGGAGCUGAGAUGAGGCCUCCGGCGGUUAAAGCUUCCAAGAAAAAAGGAAAGAAACCGGAAUUUAGUAGUGAUGUGGAGGAUGGUUCUAUCGGUAAGUUAGAUAGGAUCAUAGCAAUGAAGGAUCAAGAACAAGCGACUAAAGAGAGGCACACCAAAAUGAGAUUGCUAGACAGUCUGCGUAACAAGGGUUUUGGGACGACAUAUGAAGCUGUCUCGUUGUCAUGUGAAGGGAAACAUGUUGGUUGUCAAGCGAAUGGAAGUUGUCUUGUUAUCAAAGAUGUGUUGUGUUUUAACCCGUGA